Messenger RNA from Octopus sinensis (East Asian common octopus), 7845 nucleotides. RefSeq names its product endoribonuclease Dicer-like. The record is from RefSeq and is a predicted model, not a curated record. NCBI's taxonomy places the organism in Eukaryota, Metazoa, Mollusca, Cephalopoda, Octopoda, Octopodidae. Gene Ontology annotation, cellular component: cytoplasm; RISC complex; nucleus. The transcript is spliced from 19 exons. The coding region runs from base 291 to 7538 and encodes 2415 amino acids. Gene Ontology annotation, molecular function: ribonuclease III activity; deoxyribonuclease I activity; protein binding. Gene Ontology annotation, biological process: siRNA processing; pre-miRNA processing; apoptotic DNA fragmentation.
UCCUUUGAUAAUAUCCUCAUAGCAAAAUCGGACAAGUUGCUUGGCAUGGUCCUAGGGUUUAAUAUUGUCCGGGAAAUGUUAAAAAAUAGAUAGCCUCACCUUUAUACUAGCUCAUAUACCACAUUACUAAUUUAAGACUGGACCAUGAUUGAAUAGAAGCUUUGUGAGCACCAAUCCAUUGAGUUACUUAGGAAUAGCGGAAGGAAACCUUGCGGCCGACUACGCAAAGAAAAUAGCAAAAUAGUAACAGCAAAGGAAUUUUUUUCACGGAAAGAAGAGAAAAAACAAAGAUGGUGAAAGCUGCAUAUGAUCCUGUGCGUAAACUGCCUCGCUAUUUGCGAACAGAAGACCUUCCAGUACACACUUUUACACCCCAAACAUAUCAACUGGAGUUGCUGGAUGCUGCCUUACAUCAAAACACAAUAGUAUGUGUGAAUUCACCUCCUGGGAAAACAUUUAUUGCAGUCAUGCUUAUCAAAGAAAUGGCUAUACAAAUAAGACCAAUGGUACCUGAUAUUGCUAAACGCAAGUUUACAGUAUUUCUAGUAUCAUCAGUCAAUGUAGAGUCACAGGCCAAAGUCGUCUGCCAUCAUACAGACCUGUCAGUCGGUUAUUACACUGAUGAUACAGAAAUAACAGCCGAUCAGGCUGAUAAAUGGAUUCCAGAACUGCUGACACAUCAAGUGUUUGUUACAACAGCUUCAGUUUUUCUCAACAUUCUACAGUGUGAAUUCUUAUCACUUAAUCAAGUAAACCUUCUUCUUAUUGACGAGUGUUCCGAUAUCUGUGUUAGUGAGUCACAUAAAGAGGUAAUGAAAAUCUAUGAAAAAUGUGAAAAAAAUUUACAGCCUCGAAUUGUUGUGUUGACUGCAGUUUUGCUGUCUAGUAAAUGUCGAGACCCUAACGAACUAGAAAACACCAUCAACAAAUUAGAGUCCAUAUUUCACUCAGUUGCUGAGACAUCAACUUUAGUUUUCUCUGAACGCCAUGGCACCAGCCCCAAAGAAAAUGUGCUGGAAUGUAAUAGUGACUUUGAUGAGAUCCAGCAAAUGCCAGAAGUUUCUAUGAUCCUGCAAGAAUCUUUAUUUUUUAUCGACGAAUGUAUCCUUUCUGAGAAGGAGAAAGAAAAUAUUAAAGAUCCUCUGCAAGUUCCUCGCACAGCUCUUGCUCAGUGUCUUAACAUACUCGAUGUCCUAGGACCAUGGUGUGCCAAUCACAUAGCAGAAAUGUUUAUUAAACAGUUAGAAAAAAUUAUUGGACAUGAACAGUCAGAAAUUGGUAAGCUGCUACUACGUUACACAACAACUCAACUCAGGAUUGUGACCAAAACAUUUGAGAAGUUAUUCAACAUUGAUUAUUGUAUUGAUGACUUUUUACCGUUUCUUACUCCGAAAGUUAUUAAAUUGGUGAAUAUUCUGCGUGGUUAUAAACCAGAAUUUGAGUUUGUAAUUUUGAGAGAUGAAAAUGCUGAUGGAAUGGAACAUUCCGAUGACGACACGAUGGACGAUCUAUCUGACUCCGACAGUGAUGACUACGUUAAUUCAUCUCACCACAAGAACGACUUACAUAUCACUUUGAAACACCCAGCUGCUGCUCGAGCAGAGUAUUCCGACUCCGAUCCUUUGGAACAGGAAGAAGAAAAGAGAUUAUGUGGACUUAUUUUCGUUGAUUGCAAAUAUGUCGCGUAUGCGUUAAAUAAGGUAAUUGAAGAGAUCUGCGCGUGGGAUGAGAAUAUGUGCUUUGUUAAGAACGGACACAUCACUGGUUAUAAGUACGGAGCUAAGAGAGAAUCCACGACCUUCCGGAAGCAUGAAGAGGUUUUACGUAAAUUCCGAAUGCAGGAGAUCAACGUAUUGGUAGCGACGUCUAACUUUGAAGAAUGUAUUGACAUACCAAAGUGUAAUUUGGUUGUUUGCUUUGAUCCACCGAAAGACUACAAGUCUUAUAGUCAGUCAAAGGCUCGUGCACGUGCUCGAAAUGCAAGUUUCCUCAUGCUAAUUGACAGUGAAAAAGCACGACCAUUUUUAACAGAACUCAAUACAUACAAAAGAAUAGAACAGGUUUUAUUGCGAAAAUACAUAAAUAAAGCUGAGCCUUCCAAGGAAGAACUUAUACAAAUUCUUGAACAGUACAACAUCCCACAGUCGGUCGUUUUAAAUACCAAUAACAACACAAACAAUAACAACAACAACAACAACAACAAUUCUUCUUCUCCCAUCACACUGUUUUCUGCCAUCUCUAUUGUUAACAGAUACUGUGCUAAGUUACCUAGUGAUGCCUUUACUCACCUCACACCCAAAUGCACUGUUGAAAAGGUCAACGUUAAUAACGAAACCCAUUAUGUUGCUACUCUUAAACUACCAAUCAAUUCUCCAGUGAAGAAAGAUGUUCAAGGAGAUGUAAUGCCAAGAGAAAAGUUAGCUAAAAUGUCUGCUGCGCUCAAAAUGUGCCAAGAACUCCAAAUUCAAGGAGAACUAGACGAUCACUUCCUUCCGGUGGGGAAAGAGAUUUUGAAGCAUGAAGAGAAAGAAGCCCUAAAGGAUCCUCUGAAAUAUGGGGAAGAAGAUGAGGCAGAGUGGGAAGAAGAGGAAGAGGAGGAACUCAUUGGCUGCCCAAGACCAGGCACCACAAAACGAAAACAGUAUUACUUCAAAAAGGCUGCAGAUGCUCUGAUUAACAACCAUGUUGAUACUAACCAGCUUUGUUGCUUAUAUAAUAUUCAUAUGGUACUGACUGGACCGAUCACAGAAGAGCAAAAUACACGUGGAAGGAAGAUCUAUGUUCCAGAAAACACACCAAGAGGGUUUGGAAUCUUGUCUUUGAAAAACAUUCCUCAGGUUCCAUGUUUUCCAGUAUAUACUCGUUCUGGAGAGGUAACUGUAUCUCUUGAUAUGGUUGAGUCAAAUGUAUCAAUAAAUGAAAGUCAACUGAAUAAGCUGACAAUUUUUCAUCGGUUUGUGUUCAGCACAGUACUUCGACUAGAGAAGGAUCCUAUUGACUUUAUGCCUGACGAAGCAAAAGUGGGUUAUCUUAUAGUACCUUUGAUAGAAGAUGACAGUGGACAUCAUAUUAACUGGAAUUUUGUGAAUGAAGUCCAGUUUUCCUUCAGCAGAAAUCAUCCCGAUAUUUAUGAUUCAAAAAGAGAGAAAUUUAAGUUUUGCACUGAAGACUUCGAAGAUGCAGUUGUGAUGCCUUCAUAUCGCAACAUGGAUCAACCACAGCAUUUCUAUGUUGCUGAGAUCAAAUACGACCUGAAUCCAAACAGCCCGUUUCCUUCUCCUGAGCUUUACAGGACAUUUAAUGAGUAUUACUCUAAAAAAUACGGUCUUCAUAUCACUAAUUUGGAACAACCUUUAUUGGAUGUCGACCAUACUUCUGCUCGUCUGAAUUUAUUAACUCCACGUUACAUGAAUCAAAAAGGCAUCGCUUUGCCAACCAGCAGCGCAGAAACGAAGAAGGCCCGUCGAGAAAACUUACAGCAAAAACAAAUCUUGAUUCCAGAAUUGUGUGUGGUUCAUAUCUUCCCUGCUUCUCUGUGGCGUAAAGCCGUGUGUCUUCCUGCUAUUCUUUACAGAAUAAACUAUCUUUUGAUUGCUGAAGAGAUUCGUGUCAAAGUUGCCCAAGGAACCAAAAUUGGUGUUAUUGAAAUUCCCAAAGGCUUUCACUUUCCUAAACUUGAUUUUGGUUUUGAAACCAACCCAGAAAAGAUUAUUGAUAAUAAAACUGAAAGUGAGAUGAAGGUUACAAAAGCCAAGGAAAACGGAACCUGCACUUCUUUGUCGAAGACUGCCGCAAGUUAUAGCAACAAGCUUGUAUUUAAAGAAGUUAAAGAAAACAAUGAAUUAAUAAAAAAUGAUUCAGAAAAUCAGAAAGAUAUCAAAGAAAUGCCAGUAAGAGAAUUGGUAAAUAAUGUUGAGUGCAAGAAAUUAAACUAUAAAAAGCCUUUUAUAAAGAGCAGUUCAACAGAAUCUCUACAUAAAAACUGCAAUAAAGAUGACUGCAACAGACCUUUGAAGGAUUCUAAUAGAAUUCAAGAGGCCCUUAACGCUGCAGCAGGAAAGAACAAUUAUGAGCGGAGAGAAGAUUCCGUUAGUACCUCUUCUAGCAGAAGUUAUAACCAUUCAGAAUUUAACAAUUUUAAAUCCUGCUCUGUGAACAACAGCGAAGAAAGGAAAUUUCAACCUCAACAAUUUACAAAUAAGAAAAAGCAUGAAAAAGAUGCCCAAUGGUCAAAUGAUAACAUUAAAGAGGAGAAACUGAAAGAGGAAAAGAAUAAUAAGUCUUUCUCAAAAUCUCCUUUUACUAACCUGCAAAAUUCUGGUCGAAUUCCCAAUGGCAGUAAAAUGGAUUUUAAGAUAACUUUCGAUAUUGCAAAGGAUUUGAAUCCCAAAGACAGUCUUGAUUCUUUUAAAGAAACCAGUGAAGUUCCCUCUAAUGUUAAAUUUCAGAAUGACACUCUAAAGAAAGAUCUAGAAUCUCUUGAUAUUCGUUUGAUUUGUGAUAACAGAAGCUAUCCUGAAGGAAACGCUUUCCAUCAAAUGGAUAAGCAAAUUCGAAAAGAAAAGAAAGCUUCAAUGACGUUUAGCCAAAUAGAUGACUUUUAUCAGACAAAGUCAACGAAAUCUGAAACGGUGAGUUCUACUACAAAAAUUGUAGAAAUCACAGAUUCAGAAGACCAUCUUAAAGACAAUACUGACAAGCUUUCUAACGGCAACUGUGAUAAAAGUGAAUUGAAAAGCAUAUCUCCUACUUUUAGUCCCAAAAAAGAUCCUGUGUGUAAAACCUCUGUGCAGAAUUCUAAUAACCAAGCAGGUUAUUCUCCAAUUGUAGAAACUUGUAAAGAAUUGAAAAAUAAUUUUAAUAAUGCUCGUCUUCAUUCUUCAAAUAUAACCAUCCCCAAUAGCAACACGGAUUCUGUAAAAGAUGUGGAAGAAAAACUUUGCAGUAACUCAAAAGGAAAUGAGGAAAAUUUAAAGACUUGUACAUCCACCACCACUUUCUCUUCGAAUAAAGACCAACAAUGUAAUUCAUAUACAGCUAGCAAUCCAAAAGAUAGUGUUGCUCUACACUCUAAUUCCACUGCCACAACAUUUAAUCCUCCCCAGGAGAAAACUUUAUCAACAACAUCUCCAGACUCUGUUUCUUCAUCUAGUCAUCAAUUACCAACACCCGCUUCCCAUUCAUUAUCAGUGCUACCUGAGCAAGUGUGUAAUCAUUCUAAUUCAUCAAAUCAGUCUGUAUUUAAUUGUACUCAGUCUACUUCUUCACCGACAGAUGAUGACAAAGCAUCCUCAGAUUCAGAGAUCACUCCAUGUCAGACGGAGCAAACUGCUUCCCACCUUCAGGACUCUACUGACCAACCAGAGGUAGCCGUACAAGACACCUCUGCUCCGGCACCUUUACGUGAUAGAGACCAACGAGAUGUUGAAGCUGUUUCACCACCCAUAGUCAUACAUAAUAAUAAUGAUGAUAAUAAUAAUAAUAAUAAUAACAACAACAAUAUCAAUGUCAUUCAAAGCAAUUCCCCCAUUGAUGCAAAAGUACCCCCCUCUAACACAAACCAAUGCACCACUCCUUUGUCCUCUCAUGAUAACGCCAUCUGUGAUAAUACAAGACACAAUUCCGACUCCGAUGUCUUUCAAAAUAUAACAACAUUCAGUGGCCAGUCAGCAGUAGUAGAUAUGUCUAAAAUAUCUGACUAUGGCCAAUGUGAUGACACAACCAAUGCAAACCUUGUUUACAGCUAUGCUGAGGCUCAGGAAAAACUUGCUCAGUCUUCAAACACACCACCUCUCUUGUUAGACACCGAUAUUGAACUGAGUUGUUACAUUGGUCCAAGUCCAUGCAUUAUUUUGCAGGCGCUUACCAUGUCAAAUGCAAAUGAUUUUUUCAGCCUUGAGAGAUUAGAAACCAUUGGCGAUUCCUUUCUUAAAUAUGCUAUCACUGUUUACCUUUACUGUCAAUACCCAGGUAUCCACGAAGGAAAGUUAAGCUAUCUACGGAGUAAACAAGUAAGCAAUUAUAAUUUAUAUCGUCUUGGUCGUAAGAAGGGUCUUCCUGAGAGAAUGGUUUCGGCUAAAUUUGAACCUUACGAGAAUUGGCUCCCACCUGGUUAUGUUAUUAAUGAAGACCGUAGGCGUGGCCCCGUACACAAAGUUCACAUUUCUUCAAGCAGCAACAAGCAGGACCCCUGUUCACCUGCGAAUCAGUGUGGAAGUGAAUCGGUCGAAGAAGAAAUUCUAUCGUCGUCUUUUGACAAUGAAAAAUUAUCGGCAAAUUUAAACAACGGCAUGAUGAACUUCAUUGAAAACGACAAAAUUCCAAGUCAUGUACGAAAAGCAAAUUUAGAGCAAUGGAAAUUCAACCAAGAACUGGAAGAAUUAAAACAGUCACAAGAACAAGAUGGUGUCAGUGGUUGUGGUAGUUCUACAAAUGAAAAGCCGCUUGUUCCAUAUAGCUUGCAAACGAUUCAUAGCAUUCCAGACAAAAGUGUAGCAGACUGUGUUGAAGCCCUUAUUGGUUGCUAUCUGACUUGCUGUGGGAAAAGAGCUGCUCUUCUUUUCAUGUCAUGGCUCGGACUAAAAGUGCUUCCUCAAAAGCACAUUUUGCAGGAGCAAUAUGAUGAAAAUAUCACUGAACACCAACUGGAUGAGCUGGAAACUCCUCUCUCACCACUCCUCACUCAUACAAUUAACGCUGAAGAAGUUCUUGAACGCUUACUUGAUGGCUAUGAAACUUUUGAGAAAGAGAUUGGCUACAAAUUCUCUGACCGAUCUUAUCUCCUACAAGCUUUCACACAUGCAUCAUAUCAUUAUAACACAGUGACUGACUGCUACCAGCGUCUGGAAUUUUUAGGUGAUGCAAUUUUGGAUUACGUGAUCACUCGGCAUCUUUACGAAGACUCUCAGCGUUAUUCUCCUGGGGUUCUCACUGACUUACGAUCAGCUCUAGUCAAUAACAACAUUUUUGCUGCAUUAGCUGUCAAAUGGAACUUCCAUAAGUUUUUCAAAGCCAUAUCUCCGGAACUGUUUAAUGUGAUUGAAAGGUUUGUUGCUCGCCAAAAGGAAAAGGAAGAUGAAAUAGAUUUUGAUGAAGAAUUCCAAGAUGAAGGAGAAGAAAGUCCUGAUGAAGAAGUUGUUGAAAUGGAAAUUCCCAAAGCCCUUGGUGAUAUAUUCGAGUCUGUUGCUGGUGCUAUCUAUCUUGACAGCAACAGGUCUUUAGAUGUGGUCUGGAAAGUUUACUAUCGUAUAAUGAAGCCACAAAUUGAGAAAUAUUUGAAAAGUAUUCCAAAGUCACCUGUACGAGAAUUAUUGGAACUGGAACCAGAAACUGCUAAAUUUGAAAAACCAGAGAGGACGGUAAAUGGUAAAAUCCGAGUUACAGUCAAAGUUGCUGGUAAAGGUGUUUAUAAUGGUGUCGGACGGAAUUAUCGCAUUGCAAAGAGUGCUGCUGCCAAAAAAGCUUUGAGAAUCCUUAAAACUAUGCAGUCUCAGGGCUUCAUUGCUCAACUGUCAAAUGAAAAGAUGAUGCAAGGAUAACCUGGAUAGAUUGCUAAUCAAGGUACAUCUGUGAUUCCAUAAUCAGCCAUGCGUAUCACGGCAUGGCUGCAGAUCAUUGUUUCAACUACUUGGCACCGAGUGUAUGUGUAUAUAUUUGCUUAAUUUGUGUGUGUGGUGGAGAGUUUGGGUGCAUGAGAGAGAGAGAGAGAGAGAGAAACAAAGUUUAAUUUGUAUGUAAGAAGUAAUCAAGGUUUAAUGUCAGAUAAUGAGUAGUAAGUGUGUUUAUGAUAUAAUAAUUAUUUUUAAUUUAUGAGUGAAUCUUUGCAUUUUUCUGGUUAAUGACAUG